Molecule: messenger RNA, 10038 nt
Organism: Saccostrea cuccullata (small rock oyster)
Lineage: Eukaryota; Metazoa; Mollusca; Bivalvia; Ostreida; Ostreidae
Product: collagen alpha-3(VI) chain-like
Exons: 33
Biological process (GO): homophilic cell-cell adhesion
Cellular component (GO): membrane
Molecular function (GO): calcium ion binding
Source: RefSeq, a predicted model, not a curated record
AUGUUGCGUGUACCCAUGAAUUAAACAGUAACGUGAACGUUCAAACAAGUUCUACAGGCUGUAAUGGAGUCAGCACUUACGCAUGUAACUCAGGAUACAAACAGGUUGCUGGAAACACACAACUUUCAACCUGCAAGAUUGACAUCCUGUUUAUUAUAGAGGCUUCCUCAUACACCUCUUCUAUAUACUCUGAAUUAGUAUCGGUUAUUGGUGAUUUGGUGAGGACUAUGCAAAUUUCAACCAGUAAUAUACAAGUUGGGGUGAUAUCCUAUGACAAUGCUAUCGACCAGAAUUUCAAGUUUAACGUUUAUACUACAGCGGCAUCGUUGGACACCGCAAUUACGGCAUUAACAAUACCAAGCGCCUCUACAACGGUUAACCUGGCCGAGGCAUUACGUGUUGCAUUUUACGAUUUUUUUAAACUGUCAAAUGGAAACAGAUUUCAAGCAUAUAAAUAUUUCGUUAUUGUUGGUAAAUCAAGCCCUACAAAUGCCGGUUCAGCUAUUGGACUCAAUAUACGACAGGUGGCAAAGAAUCGGGUGUUCGGAAUCGGUAUUUCCCCAACCACGACUUUGGCCAAUGAUCUUAAGUCCGCCGCUGGAAGUACAGCUAAUUAUGUUCAGGCAACCUCCCCAGCAGACCUAGCUACAAAAUUCAACACCGUUCUAACAAAAAUUGCUGUCUGUCCAACAUCUGCUUUUCCUGGUUCUACGUCAGUAGCUUGCAAGCUCGACAUAGUUUUCAUUGUCGAAAAUUACAACCUUCGUUUCACAAAGAGAUUUGUGGCAGAGUUAGUUGAGGAUUUACCGAUUUCUUCAAAUGGCGUCAGGGUAGGUUUCGUGGUAUUUGAUAAUGGAGCAAGAACCGAGUUUGGGCUUACUGCUCAUACGAGUUCCCAGGCCGUCAAAAACGCAAUUGAAGGAAUUUCAGAGACGUCUAGCAGCUAUCAUUAUGUAGAUAAAGGAUUAAUUCAUGCUCGUGACAACGUGUUCACGGCUGCUGGUGGAGAUCGCACAGAUGCAGUUAACUAUUAUGUCUUUAUCGUGGGGCCGUUUUACAGUGAUCCAGUCACAACAGCAAGGAUCGUCAGAAGAAGUGGAGACAAUAUCAUAUUUGGUGUUCAUCUUGGAACCGGUUACGUAUCUACAUAUAAGGAGACUGUCGGUUCUUGUGGUGACCACUCCAAAUAUACAAACUCAGCUACUUAUAACGACUUGAUCAAUAUUAAAAAUACAGUAAAAGGAAAACUCACUACCUGUUAUCAGCCUCCAGUAUACACGCAAGCUUGUAAACUUGACAUAGUCUUCAUCAUCGAUGAUACUAAUGCAGUCACCGCUACACAAUUCACGGAAAUGAAAACUGCUCUUGAAAUUCUUGUUGGUCAAAUGCUGAUCGGGGACAAUGCAAUAAGAGUGGGGAUAGUCACUUUUGGGGAUGGAGCUGCAACUGCUUUUCCACUCAAUCAAUAUUCAACUGCACCUGCCUUGAUCGCUGCCAUAAACGCUCUGACACAAGGAAACUCGGCCUAUAGCAGGAGUACCCGUUAUGUUGAAAAGGCAAUCACGUGGACGUUGUGGAACUUUUUUACCCCAACAAACGGAGACCGCUCUGACGCCCAGAAUUAUUACGUAAUUCUUACAACCGGGGCCUCCUCGGGAUCAAAAGUGACUGGAAUUGGAACUGCGUUGCAAUACAAUUCCAUGAUCGACAUUUUCAUACUAAGUGUUCCUUCCACCAAUAUCGCUGAUUACCAGGGGGCCGUCACUUCCGGUAGAUACAAAGCAGCUGGUUCCUUCGCCACCCAUCAGUGUGACAGCAGUGUAUUGUCUAUGAUAAAACAGUGUCCAACGACAAGUCCAACAGCUGCUUCACCAACCUGCAAAUUGGAUAUAGUGUUCAUCGUAGAAAGAUACAAUCUGAGAUAUAUAAAAAGAUAUGUGAUAGAGCUAUUGAAUGGAAUAUCAGUUUCUUUUAAUGGAGUAAGAGUGGGUUUUGUGAUAUUCGAUUCUACAGCAACAAAAGUUUUCGGACUCACAGAUCACAACACGACUGCGGCUGUUAAAUCGGCCAUUGAAGCGAUUUCUGAGACAAAUAACAACAAUCAUAAUGUAAAUGUAGGUCUUAUGUAUGCCCGGGAUAACGUAUUUACUUCCGCAGGGGGUGAUCGGGCAGACGCCAACAACUAUUACGUCUUCGUUGUGGGGCCAUAUAAUAGCGACACAGACACCGUGGGGAGGGUCAUUAGGAGCGAUGUAAACAAUUUUAUUUUUGCCACCCAUAUCGGAUCGACUUAUGAAACUGAAUAUAAAGAAACUGUAGGUGGCUGCAGUGAUUACACCAAAUACACAAGCGUUGAUACCUAUGAGAAUCUGCUUACAGUUCGACAACAAGUUUUAGGAAACAUCACUUCCUGUCAGUCAGUUACCGCAAAAUCACAAGCCUGUAAGCUCGACAUAGCAUUCCUAAUUGACGACACGGACUCAGUUACCGCUGCUAAAUUCCAGGAAAUGAAAGUCUUCCUCGAACUUCUUGUUAUGAAAAUGCUUGUUAGUAGCAGCGCUAUAAAUAUAGGAGUUGUAACUUUUGGCGACGGUGCUACUACUGCUUUUCCGCUCAACCAGUACUCAACCACAGGUGAAGUCAUAACGGCUAUAAGUAAUCUUUCCCCAGGAAACGCAGCCUAUACUAGGAGUCAGCGGUCUGUGGACAAAGCCAUCACAUAUACACUGUGGAACUUCUUCACGGAGAGUAAUGGGGACCGCUCUGACGCCCAGAAUUAUUACGUUGUCUUAACAACAGGAGGUUCCUAUGGAUCGAAGGUUACAGAAAUUGGAACAGCACUGCAGUACAAUUCAAUGAUGGAUCUUUUCGUGAUUGGUGCAAAUGUUCCUACGGCGGAUGACGCGGACUAUCAGGGAGCCGUUGAUGCAGGGAGAUACAUGAAGGCUGCCGACUUCACCGUCCAUCAGUGUGACAACGCUGUGUUCACCACCGUCACCCAAUGUCCACCGGCGGCACCGGCACCUGUUACCGUCGACUGCAAACUGGAUAUGGUGUUUAUUGUUGAAAAUUACAAUCUACGUUAUACAAAAAGAUUUGUGAUUGAACUGAUCAGGCAGAUCCCGGUGUCCUCGAAUGGAGUAAGGGUAGGUUUUGUUCUGUAUGACUCGGGGGCUUCGACAGUGUUUGGACUUACACAACACACGACCUCGGCCGCCGUGAUAGCUGCUAUUGAAGCGAUAUCUGAGGCAGGUAAUAGCGCCUACCAUUACGUAUAUAAAGGCUUAACGCAUGCCCGGGACAACGUCUUCACAGCUGCUGGGGGUGAUCGUGCGGAUGCUAACAACUAUUACAUUUUCAUUGUUGGGCCAUUUUACAGUGAAACUGCCGCUAUUGCAAGGGACGUCAGAAGCAGCGGAAACAACUAUAUAUUUGCUGUUCAUGUGGGAGAUUCUUAUCAUACAGAAUAUCAGGAAUCAGUGGAUUCGUGUGGUGAUUACACCAAGUAUACGAAUGUUGAUUCUUAUGAAAAUCUGCUAACAGUAAGAGAAAGAGUCAUUGGAAACAUCACGUCUUGUCGCGCAAUAACAAAUCAAUUAAGAGAGCAGUCCUGCAUAUGUGCCAAUGUUCCUACGGCGAAUGACGCGGACUAUCAGGGAGCCGUUGACACAGGGAGAUACAUGAAGGCUGCCGACUUCAUCGUCCAUCAGUGUGACAACACAGUAUUCACCACCGUCACUCAAUGUCCACUGGCGGCACCGGCACCUGUUACCGUCGACUGCAAACUGGAUAUGGUGUUUAUUGUUGAAAAUUACAAUCUACAUUAUACAAAAAGAUUUGUGAUUGAACUGAUCAGGCAGAUCCCGGUGUCCUCGAAUGGAGUAAGGGUUGGUUUUGUUCUAUAUGAUUCUGGGGCUUCGACAGUGUUUGGACUUACACAACACACAACCUCGGCUGCCGUGAUAGCUGCCAUUGAAGCGAUAUCCGAGGCAGGUAAUAGCGCCUUCCAUUAUGUAUAUAAAGGCUUAACGCAUGCCCGAGACAAUGUCUUCACAGCUGCAGGGGGUGAUCGUGCAGAUGCCAACAACUAUUACAUUUUCAUUGUUGGGCCAUUUUACAGUGAAACUGCAGCUAUUGCAAGGGACAUCAGAAGAAGCGGGAACAACUAUAUAUUUGCUGUCCACUACACCAAGUACACAAAUGUUGAUUCGUAUGAAAAUCUACUUGCAGUAAGAGAGAGAGUUAUUGGAAACAUCACGUCUUGUCGAGCAAUAACAGAAUUAACUCAAGAUUGUAAAAUCGACAUGGCUUUCAUAAUUGACGAUACAGACGCAGUCACUGCCUCUAAGUUCCAGGAAAUGAAAACCUUUUUAGUCAGCCUUGUCACCAAAAUGGUUAUUGGCGAUAAUGCGAUAAAAGUAGGGGUUGUGACGUAUGGUGACGGAGCAGACAUUGCUUUUACGCUGAAACAAUAUUCUACAGUAGAUCAACUGAUAACAGCUAUAGGAAACAUUGCCCCUGGAAGCACAGCUUACAGCAGAAGUCGUCGCUCUGUUGAUAAAGCCAUUCUUCACACAUUGUGGUAUUUCUUCACUAAGACGAACGGUGACCGUCCGGAUGCUAGAAACUUUUACGUUGUUGUUACCUACGGAGGGUCCUAUCAAUUUAAGGAUGCGACCUAUUGGGAAGCAUUACACUAUAAUUUCCUAAUGGAUCUGUUUAUCCUUGGAGCUGAUGUUCCAGCAAGCUAUGACGCGGACUUUGAGGGAGCAGUUAGUGAAGGAAGAUAUAUAAAAACCGACGACUUUAUAGGACUGUCAUGUAACAGCGAAGUGGUCAUCUCUAAUAUCACUCAUUGUCAUACAGAAGAAGCACCUACAAUUGCUCCACCAAGCUGCAAGCUGGAUAUCGUGUUUAUCAUUGAAAACUACAAAAUGCACUAUACAAAAAGAUUUAUUACGGAGCUGUUGGAGGAGGUACCCGUUUCAUCUGACGGUAUAAGGGUAGGUCUCGUCACGUACGAUUCCACUGCAUCAAAACAAUUUGGACUCAUUUCUUAUUCGACAUCCGAGACCGCGAUAGCUGGAGUAGAAGGAGUGACAGAAAUAACGAAAUCGGAUCAUCUUGUAUACGAAGGAUUAAUCAAGGCCCGGGACGACGUGUUCACUGCCGCUGGGGGUGAUCGAGAAGACGCAAAUAACUACUAUUUCUUCAUAGUUGGACCAUUUGACAGUAAUACAGCCCCUAUUGCAAGAGAUAUACGGAGUAGUGGAAACAAUUAUAUAUAUGCUGUCCACGUUGGUGGAACCUAUCAAACUGAAUAUCAAGAGUGCGUUGACUCAUGUGGAAACUAUACACGGUACACCGACGUUGCUGAAUAUGACGAUCUACUCACCAUUAGACAGCAAAUUGUUGCGAAUAUCACUUCAUGUGAAGAAAUCAAAGAUAUAACACAAGACUGUAAAAUCGACAUCGUUUUCAUUGUUGAUGAUACAGACACUAUCAGCCCAGAAAAAUUCCAGGAAAUGAAAACUUUUCUACUGAGUCUGGUCUCCAAAAUGGUUAUUGGUGAUGAUGCAAUAAGACUUGGGGUCGUAACCUAUGCUGACGAUGGAGACAUUGUUUUUCCACUUAAUCAGUACACCACUUCAGCUGGAUUAAAAUCUGGGAUUAGCAAUCUGGUCCAAGGGAACAGUGCCUAUAAUAGAACUCGCCGUCAUGUGGAAAAGGCCCUCUUAUAUACAAUGUUCAACUUCUUCACCACAGCGAACGGAGAUCGUGCUGACGCCAAAAAUUUUUAUGUUGUGCUAACAUACGGUGGUUCCUAUGGAAUGCAGGCUGCACAAUAUGGUGGAGCAUUGCAAUACAAUUCAAUGGUCGACAUCUUCAUUCUUGCUGCUGACAUUCCCUCCAGCUUUGAUGCGGAUUUUCAAGGUGCAGUGUUGGAGGGAAGAUACAUGAAAUCCAGUAACUUCAUAGACCUCCAGUGUGACAAUGAGGUUGUCAUGUCCAACAUAACCCAGUGUCCGACAGAAAAUGCUACUGAAAUAGAAAUACCAAAUUGCAAACUGGAUAUAUUAUUCAUGCUGGAAGCAUCAAGUUCUUCUGCUGGCUCCAAUUUUGUUUACCUAAAAAGCUUUUUUGCUAACAUAGCCCGUCAACUUAAUGUAGCAUCAGACUCUAUCCGUAUUGGUGCCAUGACAUACGACUAUAAAGGAUACAAGCAGUUUGACCUUGAUACAUACACAACCGCUGAUGAAGUAAGUAAUGCUAUUAUGAGGAUACAAGAAGGUGUAAACCCAAUUAACCUCGUAGACAGAGCACUGGCCUAUGCACGGACUGUUUACUUCACGGAAGACAAUGGCGAUCGCGCUGACGCAGCAAAUUAUUACGUUUUCUCAGUGGACGGAAUUAGAGCUGGUGCAUCCCUACAAGGGGCAGUCAUAACAGCAGAUUGGCCCAACCAGAUAUAUUCUAUCGACAUUAACAGCAGUUUUUCAAAGGAAUAUAAGAAAACUGCUGAUGACAUUAACCGUUACUUCUUCGCCUCCUCCUAUGAAGAUUUACCUUCCAUUGAAGCUGCAGUUGUUGAGGCUCUAAGCAAGUGUCCAACUCCACGAGUUAUCACUACCACUGGGGUAUCUUUGAGAAACAAAGGAGUCACUGCUCCAUGUCUAAACAGCUUAAUUUAUCUUUACCCCGAGGAUCUGACGGCAUACACUGGCGGAUCUAGAGGAAUGAUGUACCUGAUGACAGAUUUUGUAUUCAGAAUAACAUCUUGCUCACGAAUUACGUCGUGGGAGUUUUCCUAUUCGAGGUCUGGAUGGAUAGAUUUCAUGGUGUGGAGACCUUCUGGAAAUAACUAUAAGCUGGUAGCUUUCAACACACUUUAUGUUGAAGGUGUCAAUACGACUACUUACACAGUUGUGGAAUAUGAAAGGAUUGCUGUUCUAGACGGUGACUUAAUUGGGUGGCGCUCUCUGGCAGACAAUGAUGAUGGCAAUAUAAUCACAAACGGAAAUUGUAUAGGACCUUGUGCUGAGGGGUUAAAAGCGUACUCUGCCAAAAAUUUAAUCAGAGGGGACUUGUUCGAUUGGAAAACCCAGGGAACUGUAGUCAAUACCACUGCUUAUGCUAUUAAAGCUUGUCUUGAGGAAAAUACACCAAUGUCUUUUAACAACCAAAAUCAAUCGGCUGAGAUCCCCGACCAUUUAGCAGUUGGUGACUUUGUGAUGGUGUUAGAGGUUGAAGGGGCAGAUUACGCUGAGGAUGUCACCUUCACUGUCAUGGAGCACCCCAAUCCUGCUUUUAAUUACUCCCCUCAAUACUUUGUCGUGGACGGAAUAGGACAAGUAAAGAUCGCAAAAAAGAUGCAGAGAGCUACAGUUCUAAAGGACUAUCUAGUGCGUGUAGCAGCAAGGGAUGCGUGUAAUACCAGUGCCACAGUGACAGUUUCCAUAGAAUCACAAAAUAUGCCUCCAGAAAUGUUGGAUCUUCCCAACUCCAUGGCUGUUGUUGAGCAGACUGGCGGAGAUCAAGUUUUAUACUCUACGAUUGUUGAGGAUCCCUCUGGGGACGAAGUGUGCUGCUUGCUAGAAAGUGUCUCUCCUUCUUCGCUGAACUUCAAUGUUACAGGGAACUCGACGGCAGGUGCUUUCCGCGGUGUCUUUUCCAUUUUAACCAGCGCAAAUCCUGCCUUUUCUUACAAAGACAUAAACUCUUAUAUGGUGAAACUAUGCUGUGACGACAGCGCCGAUAAAACUACAGGAAUAUUGCUUGUUAAUGUCAAGAAACCGGUCAAGGGAUCCGGUUAUACACCUCCAGAUUGGUUUAUAUUGUCCGUCGGAAUAUCCUGUAUUCCAGUUUUUAUUAUGGGAUUUAUGGCUUGCCUUGUGCUCAUUCACUCAAUGUUUGUAAUAGGAUGAGAGGAGCCAUUCCUGAUCGUUGUAUAAUUUAUCAUUUUUUUUUGUUUCCUUAAACAUUUGUUACAAUAAGAAACUGGUCAAACUGUGAAAGUUAUCUCACGUUUUAUUAAUAACAAUUACAUGUAUUUUAAUAUUUUUGCUUGAUUUAUCUGUCUUUCUUGUAAGAACAUCAAUAUUGUUUUCCUUCAUCCAUUCAAUAUAAUAAUUUUGAAUUUAAAACAUUUUUUUCUGUGGUUCAUUCUUUAUUUUGUGCAUUUUAUCAUCUUUCCAAAAGACCAAGUAAGCUUCUGAAAUAUGCCUUUUUAUACUUCGUUUAACUGCUGAUUUUUCAAUAUUUUUGUUAACGCUUAAAAUUAUUAAACAGUAAAGAGAAUAAAAACAUAAUUAUUCGGCGUUUGUGCAAAUUAUCCAAUCGAUUGAUCACAUCAUGAAAUCGAAAAAUAAGACAGUUAUUCCUUAAAUAAAUGCGAUCACAACAACAUCAAGAUAAGAAAUUACUAAGGAAAAAUCCUUAGGUAAUAUAAGUUCCUACUUUAAUAUGUUGCAUCGCAUUGUCUGAUUAAUGAAAAAAGGGAUUUUAAUCCCACUCCAGCAAAUCGGGAAAAACUGUUCUGUUUAUCGCUCAAGUUUCCGAGUUCAUAUCAUUCCACUGAGCACGUGGUUGGCAUGUGUAUAUAUCUUCUGUGGAUAGAUGCGUUUAUUACCAUGAUUAUAUUUAAUUUUCCAUGGAACAAAUCUUGAUAAUUUGUUGAUUCUUUUAAAACUCAAGAAAAAGAUAAAACAAUGUCCUAUACAUAUGUCUUUACGGCGGAUCUCUUUCUGUAGCGAUAGAAGUUAUUUUCAAAUGGGGCUCUGCCAGGAGAAUAGUUAGCUUUUUAAGGACAUACGCAACGUACCUUACCUACAGAUAAUUUUUCAAGAUAUUUUUUAAUUGAAUAUUAUAGUGUCAUCAGAUGUUCAUAGACAAAAAACAGCAUGCAUUAUCAGGGGUUUUUGAAAGAUAUUGAUUGAUGAACAAAUUUGGAUGAUUCAAAGAAAAUGAUAUGAAAAAAUUAAUACUUAACAUAUAUUCUAGAUGUUUCUUUUAUCCAAAAUUGUUAAAGAAGUGUACAACACCAUAUACAGAAGUUAAAAUAUUACAAACAGUUCCUUCAAGAUUUGGAACUCUUCAACUCCACGGAAAAAGACAAAAAAGUUCAAACUACGUUGCGUAUGACCUUAAUUUGAUAAUGUUAAACAAUAUGCGGUGCAUGAAAAACACAUUGUAAUUACAUGUAUUACAUUCGAAAAGUUGGUACAUAUGUCAAUUUUUUCAGCAGAUAGAUAGAAAAAGUCAGUUUUAGGAUUUCCUUCAGGCACCUCACAAAAAUUAGAGAUUGUUUGCGAUGAUCCACACGUUGUAUGGAGUAAUGUUUGGAAAUAAAACACAUCAUGUCUCAUUAUGUUGACAAAGUUGUAAGUUCUCACCCACAUACGAAGUUUGAUAAAAUAUAUUGAGUUGUUUCUUUGAAAUUUAGAAGAGAGCACAAUGUUUGCAAAGAAAGGUCCUUGCCUAUGCACUGUCUAUCUUCAUGAAAAAGAAGAAAAAGUGGAAGGCUACCCCCCCCCCACCCACCCGAAAUCCUUUGUUUGUUUUUCAAAAUACCCCGAUAGUGCCAAAGAUUCAGAAAUUUUGCAUCACUAAGUAUAUGAUGGAACAUGUACUAGCCUUAUAUUGUUAAGACCACUUUUUAAAAUAAAUGUUUGGUUGCCCUCUCUUCCGACCUACUGACUAGAAAUGGUCCGACUCAUUUUUUUUACAUCCCAUUACACGAUACUUUUUCUCAUUUUAUUCCGACAACAAAUAUGUUUAAAUUUUAAAGACAAAAAUGUUUUCACCUAUAAAUAUGUACCCAUAAUUUUUCCCUGAGUUGGGAGGACCACCAAACAUCAUUUUAAAGAUGGUCUAAAAUAUUUAAAUAUGUUGAUUUUUUUUCUUUACUCUGAAAAUUUGUAUUUUUUAUUAUUUUAUUUAUUAAUAUUAUUUAUAUGUUAUAAUUUUUAUUCAGUAAAUCUCCUAACCCACUCUGAAUGAUUUCAUUCCUUUUGAAAUGGUGCUCCGAUGUGAUAAAAA